Molecule: messenger RNA, 5963 nt
Organism: Hypanus sabinus (Atlantic stingray)
Lineage: Eukaryota; Metazoa; Chordata; Chondrichthyes; Myliobatiformes; Dasyatidae
Product: zinc finger protein 208-like
Exons: 2
Coding region: 2753-5785 (1010 amino acids)
Source: RefSeq, a predicted model, not a curated record
CUGCGCAUGCGCUCGGUGGACGACAAUCCUGGGAGAAUCGGCAGCAGGUAGGAGCGGGGCUGCGGGUGGGGGUUUCAUCCACACCGCGACUGAGAGACUGUUGUUGCGAGCUGCGGACACACCGUGACCCUGCACCCGGGGACAUUCCCCCUCUCUCAGCCCCCACAAUUCGUUCCGGGGCCCCGAGGAACUUUCUGCUGAUCGGGGAGGACGAGGCGUCAUUUCUGUCCGCAUGCGCAUCACUGUGUUCGUGAUAAACUGACGAGUCUCGUUCAGAACCAGGUUUAAUAUCACUAGCGUAUCCCGUGAAAUUUGUGGUUUUGCGGCAGCAGUAAAAUGCAAAACAUAAUAAAACAGAAUUGUCUAAGUAUAAUACCGAGUAUUCUAGGACGUUUUCAACCUUUCACUACUACGGGCGGAAGUUCCCACUUGCUUGAAAAGGGUGACAAUUGUACCAGUGCCUACGAAGAAUAAUGUGGGUUGCCUUAACGAUAAUCACCCGGUAGCUCUCAUAUCAAUAGUGAGAUAAUGCUUUGAGUGAUUGGUAUUGACUAGACUGAACUCCUGCCUCAGCAGUGACUUGGACCCAUUGCAAUUUGCCUAUCAACGGGUCAACCUAUCAAUAGGUUAACGGCAGGCGCAAUCUCAGUGACUCUUCACACGGCUUUAGACCACUUGGACAAUACAAACACCUAUGUCAGGAUGUUUAUUGACUAUAGCUCAGCAUUUAAUACCAUAAUUCCUACAGUCCUGAUUGAGAAGUUGCAGAACCUGGGCCUCUGUACCUCCCUUUGCAAUUGGAUCCUCGUCUCCCUAACCAGAAGACCACAAUCUGUGCAGAUUGGUGAUAACAUAUCCUCCUUGCUGACAAUCAAUACUGGUGCACCUCAAGGAUGUGUGCUUAGCUCACUGCUCUACUCUCUACAUGCCUGUGUGGCUAGGCAUAGCUCAAUUACCAUCUCUAAAUUUGCUGGCGAUCCAGCUAUUGUUGGUAGAAUCUCAGGUGGUGAUGAGAAGGUGUACAGGAGUGAGAUAUGCCAACUAAUGGAAUGGUGCUGCAGCAACAAACUGGCAGUCAACGUCAGUAAGACGAAAGAGCUGAUUGUGGACUUCAGGAAGGGUAAGACAAAGAAACACAUACCAAUCCUCAUAGAGGGAUCAGAAGUGGAGAGGGUGAGUACCUUUAAGUUCCUGGGUGUCAAGAUCUGUGAGGAUCUAACCUAGUUGCAACAUAUUGAUGCAGUUAUAAAGAAGGCAAGACAGUGACUGUACCUCAUUAGGAGUGUGAAGAGAAAUGGGAUGUCAACAAAUACACUAAAAAUGCACUCCAUAGAUGUACGGUGGAGAGUAUUCUGACAGGCUGCAUCACUGUCUGGUAUUGGGGGUGUGUGACUACUGCACAGGAUGGAAAGAAGCUGCAGAGGGUUGUAAAUCUAGUCAGCUCCCUCUUGGACAGUAGCCUACAAAGUACCCAGGACAUCUUCAAGGAGCGGUGUCUCAGAAAGGCAGCGUCCAUUAUUAAGGACUCCAGCAUCCAGGGCAUGCCCUUUUCUCACUGUUACCAUCAGGUAGGAGGUGCAGAAGCCUGAAGGCACACUCUCAGUGGUUCAGGAUCAGCUUCUUCCCCUCUGCUAUCCGAUUCCUUAGUGGACAUUGAACCUUUGGACACUACCUCACUCUUUUAAUAUUUUAGUAUUUUUUGAACGAUUUUUAUCUAUUCAAUAUAUGCAUACUGUAAGUGAUUUAUUUAUUAAUUAUUACUGUUUUUUUUCUUCUGUAUUGUGUUGAAUUGCUGCUGCUAAGUUAACAAAUUCACGGCACACACCAGUGAUGAUACACCUGAUUCUCAUUCUGAGUUCAUCACUGUCCAUGUGGGGAGGGGGUCAGAGUGAUGAGGAAGUCUCCAGGAUCAGCCAUGUAAUACCAUGUGCUCUUUGUAGUGCUUUGGGACAUGACCAGAACGGGAAGUAAUACAAACGGAGAGACAAACUGAGCCACGUCACAGAUUGAAGUCAAACAGGAAAGACCCGUUCUGAUACCGUCAGAAAAACAAUUGGUGAACUGGAUGAACAGUCUGGGUGCCUGAUCCAUGCUCAGUUAGAAGAACAGGAGUUGUUCCUCCAACUUGGAUUGAACCUCUCUGUAACAAUGUGGUGUCAUUCCUCACCAUAGAGAUUAAAUUUAUUUCAUCUGAAAUGCUGUGCUUCACCCAUUGAUGACUUUUGUAGAUCUUUUUACAGGUGAGAUAGAUACAACAAAGAAUUUGUGUGCGGGGAUCUCAAAAAAAAACCAGCACGAGAUGAAGACGUCUCUGAGCGCGAUCCACUGGAACCGCAGUGCUGAGAACCCACCAGCAUUUAUUGAUCUGUUCCGUCUGCAGGAAGUGAUUCAUCCAAGCUGAUGAUACAUCAGGAAACCAACAGCAGUGAGAGGUCGAUCACUUGCUCUUUGUGUAGGAUGGGAUUCACUCACUCAGACAAUCUGCAGAGACACCAGUGGGCUUACAAGGGACAGAGACUGUUCACUUGUUCUGUGUGUGGGAAGAGAUUCACUGGGUAACCUGAUCUGCGGACACGUAAGCGAGUUCUCACAGCGGAGAGUCUGUUCACCUGCUCAGAUUGUGGGAAGGGAUUCAUCCCAACGACAGAGACACCAGCGAAUACACACAAGAGAGGGGCAAUACACAAAAUCAGACUGUGGAAUCACUCAGUCAUUCCAGCUAUAGGCAAAGCUGCCGGUUCAUACCGGGAAGAUGAUGUUCUCCUGCUCAGUGUGUGGCAGAAGAUUCACUCGAUCAUCUGACCUGUUGGCUCACCAGUUAGUUCACACAGGGGUGAGGCCGUUCACUUGCUCGGACUGUGGAAAGGGGUUCAGUCGAACGUCAGACCUGAAACAACACCUGCGAGUUCACACAGGGGAGAGGCCGUUCACCUGUUCAGACUGUGGGAAGGGGUUCAGUCAGUUAUCUAAUUUACAAGCGCACCAGCGCAUUCACAGCGGUGAGAGGCCAUUCACCUGCUCGGACUGUGGGAAGGGGUUCAGUCAGUUAUCUCAUUUACAAGCGCACCGGCGCGUUCACAGCGGGGAGAGGCCAUUCACCUGCUCGGACUGUGGGAAGGGGUUCAGUCAAUUAUCUAAUUUACAAGUGCACCAGCGCGUUCACACUGGGGAGAGGCCGUUCACCUGCUUGGACUGUGGGAAGGGGUUCAGCCAGUUAUCUAAUUUACUGGCGCAUCAGCGCGUUCGCAGUGGGGAAAGGCCCUUCACCUGCUCGGACUGCGGUAAGGGGUUCAGUCGAACGUCAGACCUGAAACAACACCUGCGAGUUCACACAGGGGAGAGGCCGUUCACCUGCUCGGAAUGUGGGAAGAGGUUCAGUCAGUUAUCUAAUUUGCAGGCGCACCGGCGUGUUCACACCGGGGAGAGGCCAUUCAUCUGUUCAGAUUGUGGGAAGGGGUUCAGUCAGUUAUCCAAUUUACUGGCACACCAGCGCGUUCACACCGGGGAGAGACCUUUCACCUGUUCAGAUUGUGGGAAGGGGUUCAGUCAGUUAUCUAAUUUACUGGCGCACCAGCACGUUCACACUGGGAACAGGCCCUUCACCUGUUCGGACUGCGGAAAGGGGUUCAGUCGAACGUCAGACCUGAAACAACACCUGGGAGUUCACACGGGGGAGAGGCCGUUCACCUGUUCAGACUGUGGGAAAGGUUUCAGUCAGUUAUCUAAUUUACAGGCGCACCAACGUGUUCACACCGGGGAGAGGCCGUUCACCUGUUCAGACUGUGGGAAGGGGUUCAGUCAGUUAUCUAAUUUACAGGCACACCAGCUCAUUCACACAGGGGAGAGGCCGUUCACCUGCUCGGAAUGUGGGAAGGGUUUCAGUCAGUUAUCUAAUUUACAGACGCACCAGCGUAUUCACACCGGGGAGAAGCCGUUCACCUGUUCAGACUGUGGGAAGGGGUUCAGUCAGUUAUCUAAUUUACAGACGCACCAGCGUGUUCACACUGGGGAGAAGCCGUUCACCUGUUCAGAUUGUGGGAAGGGAUUCAGUCAGUUAUCUAAUUUACUGGCGCACCAGUACAUUCACACUGGGGAGAGGCCAUUCACCUGCUCGGACUGUGGAAAGGGGUUCAGUCAGUUAUCUAAUUUACAAAUGCACCAGCGCAUUCACACUGGGGACAGACCGUUUACCUGCUUGGACUGUGCAAAGAGCUUCAGUCACUCUUCCCACCUAAAGCAACACCAGCGAAUUCACAGUGGGGAGAGGCCCUUCACCUGCUCAGACUGCGGGAAAAGGUUCAGUCGAUCAUCAGACCUGAAACAACACCUGCAUGUACACACGGGGGAGAGGCCGUUCACCUGUUCAGACUGUGGUAAGGGGUUUAGUCAGUUACCUAAUUUGCAGGCACACCAGCGCGUUCACACCGGGGAGAGGCCAUUCACUUGCUCAGUCUGUGGGAAGGGCUUCAGUCAGUUAUCUAAUUUACAGGCACACCAGCGCGUUCACACCGGGGAGAGGCCAUUCACAUGUUCGGAAUGUGGGAAGGGGUUCAGUCAGUUAUCUAAUUUACAGGCACACCAGCGAGUUCACACCGGGGAGAGGCCGUUUACGUGUUCAGACUGUGGGAAGGGGUUUAGUCAGUUAUCUAAUCUGCAGGCGCACCAGCUCAUUCACACUGGAGAGAGGCCCUUUACCUGCUCAGACUGCAGGAAAGGGUUCAGUCGAUCGUCAGACCUGAAGCAACACCAGCGACUUCACACCCGGGUGAGGCCAUUCACCUGUUUGGACUGCGGGAAAGGGUUCUGUCGAUCAUCAGACCUGAAGCAACACCAGCGAGUUCACACCGGAGAGAGGCCGUUCACCUGCUCAGACUGUGGGAAGGGGUUCAGUCAGUUAUCUAAUUUACUGGCGCACCAGCGUGUUCACACCGGGGAGAGGCCGUUCACCUGCUCAGACUGUGGGAAGGGAUUCACUCAAUUGUCUCACCUACAGGCACACCAGCGAGUUCACACCGGGGAGAGGCCGUUCACCUGCUCACAUUGUGGAAAGGGAUUCUCUCAGUUGUGCAACCUUCUGUCGCACUACCAAGUUCACACUGGGGAGCGGCCGUUCACCUGCUCUGAAUGUGGGAAGGGAUUCUGCCACUCAUCUUAUCUGAAGAUACACCAGCGAGUUCACACUGGAGAGAGGCCAUUCAUCUGCUUAGAGUGUGGGAAGGGCUUCACUCAGUCAUCUCAAUUGAAGGUACAUCAGCGAGUUCACACUGGGGAGAGGCCAUUCACCUGCUCGGACUGUGGGAAAGGAUUCAUUCAAUUAUCUCACCUACAGGCACACCAGCGAGUUCACACUGGGGAGAGGCCGUUCACCUGCUCGGACUGUGGGAAGGGAUUCACUCAAUUAUCUCACCUACAGGCACACCAGCGAGUUCACACUGGGGAGAGGCCAUUCACCUGCUCACAUUGUGGAAAGGGAUUCUCGCAAUCGUGCAACCUUCUGUCACACUACCAAGUUCACACUGGGGAGCGGCCGUUCACCUGCUCUGAAUGUGGGAAGGGCUUCACUCAGUCAUCCCAAUUGAAGGUACAUCAGCUAGUUCACACUGGGGAGAGGCAGUUGACCUGCUCACAUUGUGGGAAGGGAUUCACUCAGUUAUCUAACUUGUUGGCACACCAGCGAGCUCACUCUGGGGAGAUACCAUUCACCUGCUCAGAGUGUGGGAAGGGAUUCAAUCAUUCAGGCAGCUUCCAUAAACACGAUGGAGUUCACACUAGGGGAAUAGUUUAAUAAGCUGCCUGGUGGAUAUUGAACCAACACAGUUGCUGAAUCCAGGUCGAACUCUGCAAGUACUGCUGCUGUUCAUCAAACCCAAGUCUGCACCCUGAUCACUGAGGAUGGGAGGAGUUUCUGCUGAUGUUCACAUUUAAUGGGAUUGGAGUUUUUAUAAUAAAUAAAUCAGUUCUAU